This is a messenger RNA of Coccinella septempunctata (seven-spotted ladybird), 1547 nucleotides long. RefSeq lists its product as uncharacterized. The transcript has 2 exons. Gene Ontology annotation, molecular function: nucleic acid binding; zinc ion binding. Lineage: Eukaryota; Metazoa; Arthropoda; Insecta; Coleoptera; Coccinellidae. The record is from RefSeq and is a predicted model, not a curated record. The coding region runs from base 207 to 1217 and encodes 336 amino acids.
AAUGUAUGUAUUCGUUAUCUGGGAAACACCACAUGUUCCAAUGAUGGUAAUGUUCAAUAAGACGGAGUCAGGCCCGUCAGUUGUAUGCUAGAUAUCGAAUGAGAUUUAUAUUGAUACUUAAAUAAAAUUCUAAAAAUCCAACGUAGUAAUUAUUCUGGAAGAUAUUACAUUGGCGACGAGGAUAAAAGUCGAUUAGUGAGUUCAAGAUGUCUGAUAAGCUUGGUGCAUUACGUGAAUAUGAUAUUCAUAGUGAUUGGACAAUUUAUAAUCGCCGUUUGGAGAGUUAUUUCAAAGCGAAUGGUAUUGAAGAUAAUGAAAAGAAACGGGCGAUUCUCCUGAAUUCGCUGAAUGAAGAGGCCUACAAACUGAUGUAUAAUUUAUGGAUGCCAGUCGUUCCAGAAAAUAAGCAAUAUAAUGAGUUAACGUCCAUAUUUGAUGAGCAUUUUAAGAGCUCUUUGUCACCGUUUGCAGCUCGCUAUAAAUUUUAUAAUUCAGUAAUGGAUGCCCACGAGACAGUAGCUAACUGGGCUGCUAGAGUAAGAAGUUUGGCCGGACAAUGUGAAUUUGGCAGCACUGUUUAUGACUGGGUUCUACGAGAUCGUUUUAUAAUUGGUUUCGAAAAAGGACCCAUUCAAGAUAGAUUAUUCGAAGAGAAAAUUACAUGCAGUUUCAGUGACGUCAUCACCAUUGCAUCCAGCAAAAUGGCGGCCCAGAAAAAUUCAUGUAUGGAGGAAGUUAAGAUUGAACCAGGCUUACACCAUAUUUCUCAGAACCCAAGAACGCCAUCAACAGCGCAGAAUCGCAGUGUGAUGAGUGAUAGUGGUGCAUCAGGAAGUGGCGUCCAGAAUCGGCGGAAAAAGUGUACAGUUUGCGGUCGACGCAACCAUUUCACCAGUGAUUGUAGGUUUAAGGAUUAUACAUGUAAUGUAUGUAAUGAAGUAGGUCAUUUAGCGAGAUUAUGUCCCAAUAGGGAACAUCAAAGAAAUGGUCCAAAAAGAUUUCAGAAUUUUAUAGAAGUCAAAGAUGAUUUUUUUAAUUUGACAGAUACAAAAUCAAUCAACCAAUUCAAUGAACCUUUUUUCGUUCAUGUUUAUAUUGAUGAAUUCAAACAUAGGUUUCAACUGGAUUCGGGAGCAAGUGUGUCUGCAGUUUCAUAUUCUUUUUGGUUAGAUAACUUGCGUAAAUAUUCAUUGAGCAAAGCUGAACGUAGCUUGUAAGUUUCCUCUUCCACUUGUUGACGAUAUUCUGGCCGAACUAGGAGGAUCAGUAAUUUUUUCUAAAAUAGAUUUAUCACAUGCAUACAAUCAGGUUGAAUUAGAGGAGGAAUCGCAAGAGUUAGUUACAAUAAGUACUCAUAAAGGUCUCUUUCGUUAUUUGCGAUUACCUUUCGGAGUAGCUCCGGCGUGUGCUAAGUUUCAGAAAUUGAUGACAGUGCUUUUUAGCGGUAUACCAGGUGUAAAAGUUUUUGUUGACGAUUUACUGAUAAGCGGAAAGAAUCAAGCUGAACAUGAUGAGCGUUUAUUUCGAGUCCUAAAUAUUAUGGAAAA